CACCAGGAGGUUAUAAAACCACCCACGCUGUAGUUUUUCCAACCACCUUCCAUGCACAAAUUAUCCGGCAAAUAUCCCCUUUGACUGCCCUCAGCGGCCGUUGGAGCAGUGGGUCAAACAACGACGCUAACACUGGAGCUAUAACGUUAACAACGGGAGCUCCCGUUAACAUCGCUACAGCGAGCGUACCAGCCAGCGCCGUGUCAUCACUUCUGACGCUCUCUGAAACCACUCGGUUUCGGAGAAGGGCAAAUUGAUACAUCGCAAAAUAAAAACCACUGCCGCCGCACAUCCUCCCAAGGAACUCAAUCACCAGAAUCAAAGCAAAAAUGGUGCAAAACAAGAUCACCGAAGUCACUGGAUUCCACCGCUCUUUCAAGGGCCAAAAUCCAUUCGAAUUGGAGGACUUCACCAAGAAAGGGUCCCAUCACAUUGAUUCAUUUAAUUUCGGUUCUGCCCAAAGACAUGACAUGCCUUCAAGCCAGCCUAUUGACAUUCCUGAUGCCAAGAAGAGAAACAAGAAGAAAAAACGUUGCAGAGCAACGGACAGUUUCUCUGGACGAUUUGAGGAUGUCUACAGGCUCCAGGAAGAAGUACUAGGGGAGGGCGCUUACGCUAGAGUGCAGGCUUGCAUCAGCCUGAUCACCAACAAAGAAUAUGCUGUGAAGAUGAUUGAAAAAGGACCAGGUCAUAGCCGCAGCCGUGUCUUCCGUGAGGUUGAGAUGCUUUACCAGUGCCAGGGCCACAGGAAUAUCCUGGAGCUGGUGGAGUUUUUUGAAGAGGAAGACAAAUUCUACCUGGUGUUUGAAAAGCUUAGAGGAGGGUCAGUCUUGGAACAAAUUCACAAGAGGCAGCGCUUCAGUGAGCAGGAAGCCAGUGUUGUUGUGCAGGACAUUGCCAGUGCUCUAGAUUUCCUGCAUAACAAGGGGAUGGCCCACAGAGAUCUGAAACCUGAAAACAUUCUCUGUGAGAGUGCAGACAAGAUUUCUCCAGUCAAGAUCUGUGACUUUGACUUGGGCAGCGGGAUCAAACUGAACAGUGACAGCUCGCCCAUCUCUACCCCCGAACUCCUCACUCCUUGUGGCUCAGCAGAGUACAUGGCACCUGAAGUAGUUGAGGCCUUCAGUGAAGAGGCUACAAUAUAUGACAAGCGAUGUGACCUGUGGAGCCUUGGUGUCAUCCUCUACAUCAUGCUGAGUGGUUAUGCGCCCUUUGUGGGUCGAUGUGGUGGUGACUGUGGAUGGGAAUUUGGAGAGCCCUGUCACACCUGUCAGAACACUUUGUUUGAAAGUAUCCAGGAAGGAAAAUACGAGUUUCCAGAGAAGGACUGGGCUCACAUCUCCUCAAGUGCCAAAGACCUGAUAUCCAAACUUCUGGUUAGGGAUGCCAAAAAACGUCUGAUUGCCAGCCAGGUGCUGCAGCACCCUUGGGUGCAAGGGGGAGCAUCUGACACUUUAUCAACAUCCAUCAUCCAUCAGAGAACCAGCAGUGCCAUGGAUUUAACAUUCUUUGCUGACAAGGCCAUGGCUGUAAACCGGCAGCUGGCUGAACAGGAUGGUAUGGAGGAGCAGCAGCAGCAGGAAGUCCAGUUGGUCGUCGCUGCUAGUGGCUCCGUGGUGCGCCUCUCACGUCCAUCCAACUCCAAAAUGGCCCAGCGCAGGCAGAGAGGCAGCCAGUUAAAGGGAGGCCCUGUCUCUGCUGCAGAGCUCUGCCAGCUCUUGGCCCCUCUCGUCAUUGUGGGAGACUGCGCUUAAACCUUUUCAACCUGGAGUUCUGAACCUCAAUUACAAGAACUCUCUGGACUGGACUACUCUGAAUCCCCUCCUCCCCAGUUAUGGCUCCUCUCUCUUUGACUCUAGGUUCCACUGCAGUCUGGCUUUGAUGCCGACCUGUGAAGAUGGAUGGCGUUUGCAGCCGUCCCUCUAAAAUGCCUUCUAUCCUUAUGCAGCACAUCUACACAGGACCUGCAUAUAGCACAUUCAGGUUGGGGAGGAGGUCCAGUUCAUAUUUUGGGAUAGCAUUUGUUGUUUUUCUCCUACAUACGCCUCAGUUUAGAAGCCAGAACUUUAAAACUAAGCUCAGACACCAAAGGACAAUCUGUUGUGCUGCUCCCAUGUUACAACUGGAUCCACUGUGAAUUAAGUUAUCUGGAAUGUUCAUUUUGCCUGUAUGUACACGCAUGAACGGCCCAUCUGCUGAUACAUACAAGCUUAUGCAAUAUGCCAAUAUGAAGGCUGUUCUGUCUCAAAAGGAUUUUGUAUCCAAGGGGUUGAAAGGGCUUUAAGCCAGUUCUGUCUGUGCCUGGUGCGGUCCGUUCUGUGGCUAGAGACUGCUCAGAUUUAAUAUUUUUUUGCUCCCCGUUCUAUAUUGAUUUCCUCACAUCUGCACUUCUGUAUGUGUCUGAAAUAGAACAUGCACGCAGCCUGGUGGCCACGCACUUAUUGCUUUAAGAGGUCCCUUCUCUGUUGUACUGAUCCACAAUGUUAUCUGGCCAUACAUGCCAAAUUAUCAUUGGCCACAGCACUUGUUUUUUUGAGACAUUCAAAGCAGGUCUGAUGGUAUAAAAUUGAACCGCUUGAUGUGGCGCAAUCAUCCAGCUGCCCUGGACAGAUAAAAAAAUUGUUUUUUGUGCUUGUAUCACUGGUCUGUUGGUGUAGGCUAAUUUCAGGUUCUCAAAUAGCAUAGCAAGUGAAAUUGGGUCAGUGUUACUUUCUUUGUAAGGAAUCCAUGAUGUGUCCCCCUUUUCUUUUUUUUUUCUACAAGCAGAAUUUGUAUAUAAAUAUUUUUUUUCUACUGAUAAAUUUGUGCAUUUGAUAUUUAACCUUAAAUAUAUUGCAAGUAAAGGUUAGAGCUUCUUUAAGGGGUUUGGGAAAAGCACAUGGCCACUGUGACCAGAGUAUCUUUUUUUUUUUUUAUCUGAUUCAUUUACAGUUUCAACCAUUCUGUUUUUUGACACACACAAGCCCGUCGCAGAACACAACACUGCUUUACAAAUAAAAGGCUGGUUUCAGAAAAAUUAUUUUAAAAAAAGGAAAAAACAUUCCACAAAAAAAAAAAAACCUUAAAAAUUAGCUGUAUUAUAAGCUUCUAUUUCAUGUUCUGACAACUUCACAUCAAUGUGCCACAUUUUUAUUUUUUAGAUGACUGUAUUGUCAUGGUUAUUUUUUUUUAUCCUGGUGCUGUUCAGCUAGAUAAGGCACCAGAAAUUGUGCUUUAAUUUCUAUUCUUUUUAUCUUUUAUUGUUUAAAUCUCUUGAGUAAUGCUGUAUAUGAGGUGAGAUGUGAAGCUUGUUUAAUUAACCUGGAGCGUUCAUGCCCAGCAAAGGCAAGUUUUUGCUUUAUUUUAUUUUUUAACGUGUGAAAGUUGGUAAUUGUUCCGAUUACGUUAAAGCUCGUUCCGUGAGUGACAAGUAAUGGGCUGGUGAUGACGUCUCAGCGCUGUAGCCGUUUCACCAAAGAAGGUUAAAGUUGUGACAACAUGUAAUCCAUCAUGUAGCAUUGAGACGUGGGGAAACUGCCUCCAUGUCCUGUUAGCAGCGCUGUGGUGAUGGUACUCUGGAAACAGUCUCUAAAGGACCCUUUAUGCUGAUAAUAGGGCACUGUAAUAGUUCUAAAUACCUUUCUACAGACACAUCAUUACAGGGGAUUUAUGUCUUAUAAUAAGACUUACUUGAAGUUAUAUAUAUGCAGCUGUUUCUUCUCCAGGUUUGGAAACUACUUUGCUAUCAAUCUUAAAGCAUUAAGCUGAUGAUCCAGACAGUCUUUGGGGUUUUGAAGAUACCUAUACUUUUCAGUAUUUUUGCCUUUUUCUCCCUUUUUAAGCUUCAUCCAAGUUGUUCCCUAUUUUGACGGGGCUGGAAACUUGUUGACGCGCACACUUUGGCCAUACUCUGUAAUAUCCUAGCAGAGUUUUGUUGGUCAUGAUCAUUUCUAAUGUGUCCAGUGGCAGUUUUUGUUUUGGUCUCCCUUUGUUUUUGGGGGGUAAAUUAAACCUUGCAGCCUCCAGUUUUGUAUUGUUUGUCAAAAAGUGUUAAAAUACAGUCAUUCAAAUGGACAGUAUCACAAGCGUCCCCACAGUUUGAAUGUAGCCUGCAGACGAGGCAUCUACAAUCCUGCAACAUGGAUCAAAUGUCCAACAGCUCUCUCCUCGACACGAUGAGGUGUUAGUCUGUCAUACCGAUACAGUCCACAAACAUUUUAUUAAACUGAUACCUAAUUUUAACACUGAAAAGCCCCAGGGCCUACUGUGGUCAGGGGAGAAAUUUAAACUAUAAAUGUCCUUUUUAAAUAUAAAACAUUUUUGAUUUAAAAUAAGCACUUUACUGUACCAUGUGAAUGAUUGCGGUUCACUCAAGGCAACACUUGACAGUUGCAACAGAAUUUUGUAUUGUUUUUCUUAAGGAAAAAAAAUAAUGCAAUAAAAUGCUUUGAACAUUG
Molecule: messenger RNA, 4436 nt
Organism: Girardinichthys multiradiatus
Lineage: Eukaryota; Metazoa; Chordata; Actinopteri; Cyprinodontiformes; Goodeidae
Gene: mknk2b
Product: MAPK interacting serine/threonine kinase 2b
Exons: 14
Coding region: 330-1754 (474 amino acids)
Biological process (GO): intracellular signal transduction; protein autophosphorylation; peptidyl-serine phosphorylation
Cellular component (GO): nucleus; cytoplasm
Molecular function (GO): calcium/calmodulin-dependent protein kinase activity; ATP binding; calmodulin binding
Source: RefSeq, a predicted model, not a curated record